Ectocarpus siliculosus is the source of this 738-nucleotide messenger RNA. The record is from the annotation of a GenBank genome assembly. Lineage: Eukaryota; Phaeophyceae; Ectocarpales; Ectocarpaceae.
AUGGCGAUGCCUGCUUGCCUCGGCUACCAUGGAAUCCUGGCACUGGAGUUGGUUCUAGCUUGGGUCAGCUUCUCGCCCAUAUUUCCGCUUCUGGCCGCGCCUCGCCGAGACUUUCCCCACGAAGAGCCUCCCUCCCCAGCCCCGCGGGUGCUGUGCGCGGCCGCAGCCACCGCUGUCGUGACGGCCACGGCGGCGUCCACCAUGGCGCUGCUGAGGAGGAGGAGGAGGAGGAUGGAGGCAGCGAGUGCCGAACAGCACCGUGGACUGGGCGAUGGGAUCGGGCGGCGCUUGUCUAGCGGAGCGGUGGGCUUCGCGGUGGGGGCGGCCGUCAUCCACACCGUGGCGGUCGUGCUGGGCGCUCCAAUCUUUCGGCGCGCUCCCGAGACGGCCGCGUUCUCGCUUCUCAUGUCGUCUUUCACGUCGCUCCCGGUGUCGGUUACGAGCCACCGACCCUUGGAGGCCUUCGCCGCCUUUCUCCGCGGCACUAGGCCUGCCUUGCACGAGCUGGGUGCGAUGGUUCCAGCGGCAUGCUGCGUGCUUGGAGCUUGGUUAGGGGCCAUACCGCUGUGCUUGGAUUGGGAGCAGCCAUGGCAGGCGUGGCCGCUACCGAUGUGCGCAGGGGGGCUGCUGGGUUUCUCCUUGGGGUGCCUCUUGCUGCUGGGCUACCAAAUCUUGGAGAACGUUAGCCGGGCAGUCUCUGUAUGGUCGUCGGAGUGGCGAGCUGAGAAACGCGCCUAA